AUGUCGAAUAAGUUGCGUUUGGUGGCGUUGCCGAUCAAGGCAACAACAGCGACAACGGCCACGCCGCAAAUCACGCUUCUCUCCCAGCCGCCUACUGUGGCGCUGCAGGAGAACUACCUCACCAAGACGAUCAACUGGUGCGAUAGGCAGUGGAACAAGCUGAGUGAUUCGGCAGACGGUCACUGGAAGAAGCGCGUGUGGAAUGGUGGCGAGAGCGUAAUGGAUAGAGUGCCAUACACGGAAUGGGCGCUAAAACACAUAGAGCCUGGCCAGAGCGUGGCCCCUAACAGCACCCACAAACUGGACAUCCUCUACCCCAAAUCGGUGAUAUCAGACAAAGACCUGCUCAACAUGGUCAAAGCGAGUUUUAUCAGCAGAGCCGCUAGACAUCGCAGAUCCAUGUGGAUAGCCCUCUUCAUCGCUCCAAUCACCCUCCCCGUUGCUAUCAUACCCGUAGUGCCGAAUCUCCCGCUUUUCUAUGUCCUCUGGAGAGCCUGGUCGCAUUGGCGAGCUCAUCGCGGAGCUGUCUAUUUGGGCAGACUACUCGCUAACAACCAACUCAACCCGCGUGAGUCGGACGAGCUGGAUCGGUUCAUAUCAACCCACCCCAAUCUCACUACUAAGGAUAUCAACACCCUUUCGAAAAUACUCAAACUCCCGCCGCAAGCAACCCUCGAAGCCCAUAGAGCAGUGAAGCAGAUCGAUAGCGAUAGCAAGAGGCAAGAGUAG
Messenger RNA from Wallemia ichthyophaga EXF-994, 729 nucleotides. RefSeq lists its product as uncharacterized. The record is from RefSeq and is a predicted model, not a curated record. Gene Ontology annotation, cellular component: mitochondrial inner membrane. The coding region runs from base 1 to 729 and encodes 242 amino acids. Gene Ontology annotation, biological process: potassium ion transport; proton transmembrane transport. The transcript has a single exon. Lineage: Eukaryota; Fungi; Basidiomycota; Wallemiomycetes; Wallemiales; Wallemiaceae.